AUGCCAAGGCGCAACGCGCUAUCCCCCAAAAUCCCAUCGCUUUCGACUUUCCUAACAGUUAUCCCAGUGGUGGGUUAGGUACUUUCCAGCGUUUUCCACACUGGGGAGUGACCCUUGUCCUCACCCCACCGCCCUCUCUGUCAGUAUCUCUCUGUCUCCAUCAUAUUUUGUUAGCAGAUCUAGGGUUUUUCUCGAUCAUUUUCUCUCGUUUCUUGCAAGAUACAACUGGUUUCUUCACUUUGAAUAUGGAGGCCAUUCGCAAGCAGGCAAGCAAGCUGAGGGAGCAAGUAGCCAGGCAGCAACAGGCAGUUCUGAAACAAUUGGGACAUUUUGGUAUUGAAACUGUUGUGGUUGAUGAAGCUGAACAGAGGCAAUUACAGAACUUGUACAAUUCUACAAGGACGGCUAAGCAUUUUCAGAAGGACAUUGUUCGUGGUAUUGAAGGUUUUGUUUCUACAAGCUCAAAGCAAAUGGAGAUAGUAAGAAGGAUGGCUGAAGAUUGUUGCAAAUAUGGAACUGAGAAUCAAAGCACUGGUUCUCCUCUUGCAAGAGCUGCUCUUUACUUUGGCAACUCACAUAGUUCAAUGGAAAAAGAGAGGGAGACUUUGCUUGGGGUCUUCUGUGAUCAGGUUUCUGAGCCACUACGAGUAUUAAUAACAGGAGCUCCUUUGGAGGAUGCUCGCCACUUGACUCACCGCUAUGAAAGACUUCGCCAAGAGGUGGAGUCCCAGGCAGCUGAUGUGUUAAGGCGCCAAGCAAAGUUCAGGGACCCUGCUACUUCUGCAGAGAGUUCCAUAAAGCUUCAAAGUGCAGAAGCAAAAUUGAGUGAGCUUAAAUCUGCUAUGAUGGCACUUGGCAGAGAAGCAACUGCUGCUAUGCUGUCAGUUGAGGCUCAGCAGCAGCGAAUAACAUUCCAACGGCUUCUUACUAUGGUGGAAGCUGAGAGAUCUUAUCAUCAAACUGUACUUGCUACUUUAGAGAAACUAUACGAUGAGAUGAUUAUGGAGAAGAAACAAAACGAGUCUUCAUCUCAGCCAAUAACUAUGGAGAAAGAUGUUUGCGUUCCUACCACAUCCAAGGAUGCAAAUUCAAAUGGCUUUGACAAUCAUGGACAUGCAAAUCAAAAUGGUUCAUACUUUAUUGCAAAAGUUAUACACCCAUUUGAUGCUCAAGCAGAUGGAGAGCUCGGUCUUUCUGUUGAUGAUUAUGUUGUCGUUCGCCAGGUGGCUCCCAACGGAUGGUCGGAGGGUGAAUGCAAGGGCACGGCCGGAUGGUUUCCCUCUGCUUAUGUAGAAAGGCGUGACAAAGCUCCGGCCAGCGUGAUAAAUGAAGAAGCAAGUCUCGCCAUGAUUCCAAACUGAAAUCAUCCUUGUGGAAGUUUGUAUAAUACUUAAUGUAAAUGCACUUUCUCCUAUUUUAUUGUGUAAUUUUUGUAUGUAAUUUUUCUCUUUACUAUUUGUAUUUUCCUUCUCAAUUAUCCGGAUCAAAUUUGUGUGUAAUGUCAUAAUAUGACACGCUUUGUAAGUAG
Messenger RNA from Vitis vinifera (wine grape), 1528 nucleotides. Its product is annotated as SH3 domain-containing protein 2. The transcript is spliced from 10 exons. The coding region runs from base 246 to 1361 and encodes 371 amino acids. Gene Ontology annotation, molecular function: protein binding. The record is from RefSeq and is a predicted model, not a curated record. NCBI's taxonomy places the organism in Eukaryota, Viridiplantae, Streptophyta, Magnoliopsida, Vitales, Vitaceae.